CAUAGAAAAUUCAUUGCUAGUUAACGAUUUAACCACACUUUUAGGAAAAUUUAUAUCAAAAAUUUUCAAAAUAAAUCAAAAUGCUAGGAAUUUAUAGAAAUAGAUUAUUACGCACUAUCUUCAAACAUCCCUUCAGUACAAUAACUGAAGCAGCUAAACUAAGUGAAACUCCUCAACCAGAACUGGAUAAGCUAUAUAAAACGGUAGAAGUCGAACUUCGUGGGAAUGACCCUGCUGUACUGAAUAGUUAUGUUAAAUUUGCAAAAACAACAGGAAACUAUUUGAAUGUGGAAUCACAAUCGUGGAGUUUACGUAAACCAACACAUACAAGAUAUACAGUUUUAAAGUCUGUACAUAUUUAUAAGAAGCAUAGGGUUCAAUACGAAUUUAGGACUUAUUAUAGUUUUAUAAGCUACAAACACUUGACCGAAUCUACUGCUUCUACCUUAUUAGAAUAUAUUCAGAGAAAUCUUCCCGAAGGUGUAGCUUUGAAAGCAACCAUGAUAGAGCUGCAAAAACUACCAGAGCAUAUAGUAAAUGAAAGCCAAAAACAAAUUGAGUCAAACGUUUGAAAUGUAUUUAUUGAAUUUUAAUAUAACUUUGAGUAAAUA
Messenger RNA from Harmonia axyridis, 611 nucleotides. RefSeq names its product 28S ribosomal protein S10, mitochondrial (gene mRpS10). Gene Ontology annotation, cellular component: mitochondrial small ribosomal subunit; mitochondrion. Bases 81 to 572 code for a protein of 163 amino acids. Lineage: Eukaryota; Metazoa; Arthropoda; Insecta; Coleoptera; Coccinellidae. The transcript has 3 exons. The record is from RefSeq and is a predicted model, not a curated record.